AUGGACGAGCCGGAGAUGUGUGCGCGAUCAACACAGCAUCGCUCACAGAAAGGAAUCGCUAUGGGCGGCAUUACCACUGGUGUCGGACUGUUCUCAGGGAUUGAUACAAGCUCGCUCAUCGAGCAGCUCUUGUCUAUUGAAGCGCGGCCCAAAGCACUAGCGCAGACCCGACUUAUUCAGCUGCAGAGCCAACAAGCGGCGUAUCUAGAUCUCAACUCGCGCAUGAGCGCCCUUGAGAAUCUCGCGAAAGCGUUCCGUACGGACAACAUCUUCAAGAACAAGCAAGCGGUCGUGUCCAACGACGCGAUCCUCACCGCAAACGCUUCACAGGAUGCCCUCCCUGGCACUUACGAUUUCGUGGUCGAUCGAUUGGUCUCGACUCAACAAAUGCUCACACGCGGGUUCGCAACAAGCGACGCCGCGGCGGGUUUGUCGUCGCUGACCUUCGAGGGUGCUGAGGCGCGUCUUGAUCGUGAUACUGAACUCGCGAACCUGAACAAUGGUGAUGGGAUCACGCGCGGGAAGAUCAUUAUCAACAACGGUACAAGCAAUGUUGAAGUUGACCUCUCGCGUGCGGGUACAGUCAACGAGGUCCUCGAUGCAAUCAACGAGGUCUCUGGUGUCAGCGCUCGCGUCGAGAACGACAAGUUUGUCAUUGACGGCGUGACUUCAAUCUCCAAUGCCGACGGGCGCGAUGUCCUCGAAUCGCUCGGACUCGAUGGAGAUAUUGUCGGAAACACACUCACAGGAUCUUCGGUCUACACACUCGGAACAAACACGCCGCUCAACUCCCUGAAUGAUGGGCGCGGCGUGGGUGUACGGAAUACUUCAGGUGAAGGGGUCUGGGACUUCUCAAUCACUCUGGAUGACAAUGAUCCAUUCCCCGAUUUCAUCUUUGAUUCCAACGACACAACACUCCAGAUCCGUCUGGGUGACAUCGAAGAACUGGUGGACGACGAACUCACUGUGACCAGCAGCGCAGUCACCACCGUGGGUGGAGUGGUUGAUCGGAUCAAUCAAGCAAUCGAAGAUGCUGGACUGGAUGGCGAACUCUCUGCGUCGAUCAAUGCUGCUACCGGCGGCAUUGAUAUCGUCGAUUCGAUGGGCCGCGCAAUGCUCAUCGAGGACAACGCGCCCGCAUCCGGUUCACAGAGCACCGCUGCACAAGACCUCGGGAUUGCCGGGACUUUCAUUGGAGGGAGCAGCAACGGCGAUCGCAUCCUCGCAGGAAUGAACACCACACUUGUUUCCAGCCUCAACGGCGGAAACGGGAUCGCAGGCACAGACGGAGUGAUCGAUUUCACGACUGCGAAUGGCACCAACUUUAAUCUGAAUGUUUCUGCUGCACAGGAUGUCAACGAUCUGAUCAACCUGAUCAAUAACGACGUGAACAAUGAUGAUGGAUUUGGAAAUCAAGUCAUCACGGUCUCUCUGAAUGAUGCCGGUAAUGGACUGUCAAUCGUGGACAACACGACCGGCGGCGGAACAUUGACCAUCUCAGGGACCGGCGGGGUCGAUACCGCCGCGGCUUUGGGAAUUGAUGGAUCGUUCACCAGCGGCGUCGCGAGCGGCAACGACCUUGACCUCGCGUACUUCGGGACUGCGACCACGCUCGAUUCGCUCUACGACGGCGAUGGGAUCGGGACCGGUUCAUUCGAGAUCAUUGACGGCGACAACAACAGAGCCGAGAUCAGCAUCUCAUCGAGCGACAAGACACUCGCGGAUGUCAUCCGUCGCAUCAAUCAAUCUUCAGCGGUCGAUGUCACCGCACGCAUCAACGACACGGGUGACGGGAUCAUCAUCGAGGACAAUACCGCCGGCGCGGGACUGCUUGAGAUCAAUGACACCGAUGGGACGGUUGCCUCGAAGCUGAGGUUCGCUGGAAAGAUCACUGACGAUGAUUAUGCCGCAGGAAACCGAUUCCUCGAUGGAUCGUUCGAGACCAAUAUUGAACUCGAUCCCAACGACUCGCUCGAAGAGGUGAUCAGCGCGAUCAACUCCUCCGACGCCGGGAUCAGCGCUUCGCUGCUCAAUACUGGAUCAGGAUCAGCGCCGUUCCGCAUCUCGCUCGCUUCGGAAGACACUGGGAGUGCAGGACGCUUCAUCGUGGAUUCGGGAGGUUUCGAUCUCGGACUGAGCACGAUCGACGAAGGGAACGACUCUCGAGUGUUCUACGGAUCGACGAAUCCAGCAGACGGGAUCCUCAUCCGAUCAUCAAGCAACCAACUCGACGGCGUCAUCCAGGGAGUCACGAUUGAUCUGCUCUCAACGAGUGAUGAAUCGGUCGAGAUUGCGAUCUCCGAAGAUACCGAAUCCAUCGAGGGCAAAAUCCAAGAGUUCGUUGAUGCGUUUAACGAAGCGGUCGAGCAGAUCGAUUUCCAGACUCGAUACGAUCAGGAAACCGAAGCACGCGGAACGCUACUUGGUGACGGCACAGUCAUCGGACUGCGGAACUCCAUGUUCUCAGCGCUCCAGCGCACCAAUGAUGGGUUCACUUCCGAGUUCAGUCGAUUGAGUGAGGUUGGGAUUACAGUGGGUUCGGGAUCGACACUCGAGUUUGACGCCGAGAAGUUCAGACAGGCAUACGCGGACGAUCCUCAAGCUGUUGAAGAUCUCUUCACUCGCCGAACGAUUGAAACGAGCAAUGACGACGACGAGGAUUCCACCUUCCUCAAUCCGGACACGGAGAUCGAGUACUCCGAACGCGGCGUCAUGGUGCUUUUCGAAGAGUUCGCAAACCGCUACACCGAUUCAUUAACAGGUAUUUUGAGCGGUCGUGAUGAUGCUUACGAUGAUCAGAUCGCUCUGCAAGAAUCUCGGAUUGAAACCAUCGACGCACGGCUCGAAGCACGACGCGAAGUCCUUACACGCCAGUUCCUUGCGAUGGAGCAGGCGAUCGCGAGCUUCCAGACACAAGGAUCGGCGCUCUCGCAGAUCUCAGCGAUUGGCUGA
This is a messenger RNA of Symbiodinium sp. CCMP2592, 2952 nucleotides long. The record is from the annotation of a GenBank genome assembly. NCBI's taxonomy places the organism in Eukaryota, Dinophyceae, Suessiales, Symbiodiniaceae.